This is a messenger RNA of Anastrepha ludens (Mexican fruit fly), 13257 nucleotides long. RefSeq lists its product as uncharacterized. Bases 824 to 12118 code for a protein of 3764 amino acids. Gene Ontology annotation, molecular function: protein binding. Gene Ontology annotation, cellular component: RSF complex. NCBI's taxonomy places the organism in Eukaryota, Metazoa, Arthropoda, Insecta, Diptera, Tephritidae. The transcript has 9 exons. Gene Ontology annotation, biological process: regulation of DNA-templated transcription. The record is from RefSeq and is a predicted model, not a curated record.
GCGUUAAACGUAUUCGGUUGUGCUCGUUCGUGGUAAAAGUGAUAAAAUAGAAAAGUGCUUUGCCGUGUGUAUGUGUAAUGUGAAAAAAAUAGAAAAUUUUGUGAAGUGAAAAUUUACAAAAUAUUAUAAGUGACAAGAUUAAACAAUUAAACGCCUUAAAAUAUUGCUGAUGGCGGUAUAUGUAAAGUCAAUGGAUGUGUAAAAACAAACCGAAAAGAGUAAAUUAAGAAAAAUUAAGGCGGAUUAAAGAAUUUUAAUCGGAGCGAAGGAGCGCAACGCACGCAACCACACGUACACAAGUGAACACGUACACAAACAAACGAACGCAUAUAAAGAUGGAAGUAAAAAAUUUUCACAAUCUUUCUACUUGAUUUAUUGACCAAGAAGAAACAGAAAAGAACAGAUAUAUAAAAAAUGUAGGAGCGGAAAAGACGAUAAUUGAAGUGAAUAAAGAGAUAAUAAAUGUAUUUUUGUCGUUGGAAUACAAUCGAAAAUAAAAAUUAAAAUAAAAACAAAAAUAUAUAAAUAAAAUAAUAGAAGGCAGUGGUGCAACAAUAACUUGCACGAAGUUAUGGUGGAGGUGUCACAAAUACAUAAUUUGUUUGUUAAGAUUUUUCUAAUGAGCAACGUAAUGCCUUGACCAUUUUCAUUUAUGGAUGCUAUUUUACGAAAGCAGCUAACAUUUAAUAAGCAACCGAAGCAAUAAUUGUAGCAAGCGUUUGAUAAAUACGAAAAAUAAAACAAACAGAUAAACUCUUUGCAAAGGAAGGAAACUCAAGGAAUUGUUAAUUAAUUGUUAAAAAAAGCGUGAAAGUACAUAUAAAUGGUUUCUACUUUUAUCGGGCUAUUGGACAUUCAAUCAUGGUGGGAGAUACCGUGUAUAUCUCAUUUUUGUUCAUUGUUUAGUUCGGCCUUUGACCUACCCGACAUCGAUAUCGAGGAUCUUGAGUCGGCGCUCCUAUCGGAUGGUACUGAUGAAGAUCAAAUCGCACUUUUACCGGAGUUAAUUGUUCGCCUACUAAAGGGUUGCGAUGCACUCAAAUCGGUAGCAAAAGAAAUAACGCACAGCAAUUAUCAAAUGUUCUUGCGGCGUUUUCUACGCCAACAGUGUCGCAUUCACAAUACCGAGAAUCACUUUGAUACGGACAUUGACUUUCAAUCGCUGCCGGUGCGCAAACGUUUGCAAAUACUACAUGAUUUAUGUCAUUUUCGGCUCGAUUCCUGUGAUGUACAAGUCAUACUGAGCAAUUUGGAAGCGGAUAGUUUGCGUGUCGAGCCGCUGGGUUACGACUCGAAAAAUUCUGGCUAUUGGUAUUUCUAUGGCACGCGACUAUAUCGAGAAGACAAGCCAACAUCGUCAGUAAGUGGUCAAAGUGCUGGUUCUGGUGGUAGUAGUGGUGGAGGUGGUAAUAAAUCGUCGGCUACAGCAGGUAACGGCGAAGUUGGCGAAUAUGCUGAUGGUGCUGUAUGGCAAGUGAUUUGUUUUACCGAAGAGGAUUGGCAGAAUUUGGCUAGCAAGUUUAAAUCUUCAACGAAUGCUAAAGAACGUGAAUUGUAUCAGAUAUUGGACGAAAAUUUUCUACCCAAGUUACCACAACUUUUCCGCGAGCGUGAGCGACUGCGACGAAGAAAACUGCUUCAAGUACGAAAUUCUACACGACUACGUAACAUCGUCGAGCUAAAAGCGCGCCAAGAGCAGGAAAGAUUACUACGCGAACGUCAACGUUAUCAAUUUGAGCCGCCAACCAAUCUGAAAGCUCAGCAAUUGUCCGUACAGAGCAGAGCAAGAAGACGCUCCCAAUCCACUUCGACAGCGAGCGGCAUCUCAACCUACGCCAGCUCUUUGCGACGCACAACCACCACAAAUUCCAGUGAAUUUCUCUGCCAUCGUGAGACGUUUUGUCUAACACCUGAAGGCGAAGACGAAGAAGCUGAUAACGACAACGAGCACGAAACUGAACAUCAGGCAGAAUAUUACAAGAGAGCACAACAACAGCACGCAGAGAGCCCUUGUGCAUCAGUCAAUUGCAUAUCAGGUGGUAUAGACAUACCUCUAGUUCUGGCAGAGCAAGGUGCGUUCAGCCAUCAGCAAACGUUACCGAUACAGCAGGAGUUGCUAUUGCAAAAUAUCAAAGUUGAGCCGCAAGAUCAGUUGGGCGAUGAGGGCGAAUAUGAUGUAAAUCACAACGGCCAUUCUCCCUACGACGCCACUUCAACUUUUGUCAAGCAGCUUGCGGACACGGAAAAGUACUUGCCAUUGCGCAACGACCGAUCUGAGUCGCAGCAAUUGCAGCAACAGGUGCAGCAGCGACCGUUAGACAACACUGGUUGCGUCUCACUGGUGAAACCACCGCCUGUGAAGGCCAAAAAGUCACAUCACAAGAAGAAGAAGUCACAAAAGAAGCAAAAGAAGAAAUCGCGCGAACAUCGGCGUCGUCAUAAGCAUGCCAAUAGUGUCAGUGGCAACGAUAGCAUCAGCAUUUCGGCCUCCAACACAAAUCUCCCAGCAACAGCAACAGCAACACGAAAAGAAAGAACAAUACCACCAAAUCAGGGUGGCAGCAGUAGCAGUAAUAGUAGCAGCAAUAGCAAUAGUCAAAGUAGCAAUAGCAAUAACAACAACAAAACAACCAAAACACGCAGCAGCCACAAUAAUAAAAAUCAUCAAGGCAGUCGGACGCAGGCGCCAAGUCACAGUCACAGCCAUCAGCAUACCAAUAACCACGCGCUGACGCAUACAUCUUCGUUGAGCCCCGAGGACAAGGAGAAUUUUUGCCGCCAAUUCAGCGGCGACGCAACGACAGCCAGCGAACUGCAUGAAUUGUCUAGCGCAGGUAUUGUUGUCGAGGCAUUAAGCGAUACCGCGGUCGCAGUGGGCACUGGCGGCGCGCAGCACGUCGCUACCGUCAUAAAAAAGGAGGCGGUCGUGGGCAUUACACUUGAUAUGGCACCUACUACCAAUAUGAAGUUGCCCGGCAGACAAACCAACAAUUCGCUCUCGUCGCUGACGGGAAACAUAUUUAUACCGCCCGCAUUGCGUGAAGAUACAACGGCAACGACCACAACUUUGGAACGCGCCGAUAAUAAAGUGAAGUCAUCGACGGCAGCGAGUAGUGCGGGGCAUAGGAAACAUCAUAAACAUAGCACGUCGGCAUCGGGGUCUACCGCUUCCUCGGAUUCUAGUGCCACCACGGAUAAGAGUCGCGGAAGUGGACAUAAAAAGAAAAUUGCUGCAGCAACAGCAGCAGCAUCAGCGUCGGCGGCGGCAGCGGCAGUGGCAGCUGUGUCUACUACAGCCGCUGUGUCUUCGAAGUCAUCAUCACAACACUCGGAUAAGAGCGCAGAUGAAAAUGUAUUUAGUAAAAAUCGCACCAUCACCUCAAACACCACCAAAAACACCACAACCUCAACAACCACCAAAACCACUUCAAAUCAUAACGCCUCGACUGUGUUUAGAAAUGCGUCGCAUGGUGCUGAAGCAGCCGUAGCCACAACAACAGCAACAGCAGCAAAAACGUUUUUGUCAUCGUCGUCGUCGUCAUGCGCCAGUACAACGGCGACAGCUGUGACUAAAUGCUAUUUAAAACAUGCUAACAAUCAAAAUCAAAAUCAAAAUCAAAAUUCUCACAAACCAACUAACCAAAAUCAUAUCUCCCUCCAUUCCAAUAAUUGUUCCAAUUCAUCUGUUAAUUACCAUCAUCAUAAUCACCAUUACCACAACAACCACCACCAUCAUCACCAACAACAUACGCACCCAAUGCACGUCUCCCAAUUUUCCAUGCAUUCCUAUGCCACCAAUCAAUUGAUACCGACAUCGUUGAACGCCUUUAAUUAUGCUUCCAAAAAUUCCACGAAUACGAAUUUUCUCAGUUUCACCGAAACGGAAGAAGUGCUGCAAAUCGGCAUGCACAAAGUACUCGUCUAUGUGAAGAACCAUCGUGAUGCCUGGCCAUUUAUGGAUCCCGUUGAGGAGGAUAUAGCGCCACGAUAUUACUCCAUUAUACGCAGACCAAUGGAUCUGCUGAAGAUGGAAGAUAAGCUAGACAACGGUGAAUACAAUAAAUUUAGUGACUUUCGCAAUGAUUUUAAAUUGAUUGUGAAUAACUGUCGUCUUUACAAUGGUCAUAACAAUGAAUACACCGAAAUGGUGAACAAUUUGCAAGAAGCCUUCGAUAAGGCUACUAAAAAAUACUUUGACAACUUAUCAGACGAAGAUGAGGAUGACCCGAAUUUGGGCUACCCGGCAGCUGAUUCAAAGAUGAAUGUCUUCCGUGAGAAAUAUUUCAAUAAGAAGUCUUCGAAGGACGCGAGUAGCGAUAGUCAAAGUGUAGUUACAGAUGCGGAGAAAAAUACUGUAGACAAAGCAACAGAUAAGAAGAAAAGCGGCAAGAAGCAUUCACAUGAAUCGGUUAACCCGCUGAGUAAAGAAAAACACCCUGAUAGUGCUGAGGAAGAUAUGGAGGAUGUGGUAGGUGGCGAUGUGGAGCAGCGUGGUACAAAACGUAAACGCAAAGAGAAGGACAAAAGACGCAAGAAAAAAUCAAGAAGUAAAAUGGCUGUGGUAGAGAAACAUACAGACGAUGAAGACGAUUUAGAAGAGCAAGAAAAUAAAGCUGAUGAAGAAACGCUUGAGGAACUAGAGCAAGAAAAGAACAUAAAGAAGAGUAAAUGUAAACAAACGAAAGAAAUCUCGAAAAAGGCCAAGAAGAGUAAGGGCGAUAAAUCUUCAAAAUCCUCAAAUAAGUCUUCGAAAGGCAAAUUCGAAAGUGGCAAAACAAAGAAACAAAACAAGAAAUGCAAUAAACCAAAAACGUUUAACUCCGAUGAAUCGGCAUUGUCUGAUGAUGAAGAGCGAGAGCCGGAACUGGAUGCGAAACCAGAGCCUGACGAGGAACAGGAGUCGGAGUUGGAGCCUGAGGCGGAAACCGAUGACGACGGCGAUGACGGCGAUGUGAGUUUUGAACACCCUGCAUCAAAAAAGAGCAGAAACAAGCUAAGUAAAGACAACAAAUCACACUCAAAAUCCACCACGACCGCAACGCAAAGGAAGAAAAAUGCAUCCACAAAAUCAAAUAAACAGCUUACCAACGCCAAAAAUCAAAAGUGUAAAAGCAGGAGUAGCAAAUCGAAGCAAAAGUCUAAGAUGGCUCAAGAUGAAAGCGACUGCGAUAGUGAAAGCGAAACGGAAAAACAGGUAAAGAAGAAGAAAUCGAAUUUGAAUAAGGACAUGCCACCACCAGCCGUAGAUGCACUUGCCGCUUCAGCCUCUGAGCUGGAGGAGGAAGUAAUCGACGACGACGAUGAUUCACGUUCGCGCAGCAUGUCUCCAUUUAAGGUGGAUCUGCAUAAAAAAUACUCCAAAAGUGCACUUAACGAUGAUCUCUGUGACUUACUGACAUCAGUGAAGAAAACAUCCGGCGGCGGCUUGACAACAAACUCUAAUCAAAAACGUGCAGCAGUUAGUGAUGACGACGAUGAUGAUUUUAAGUCCUUAUCUAGCCGUAGCUCAUCGCCGUUACGUGGUUCUAGUGAAGAGCGCAAAACAAAGCGUACAACCAAAAAAAAUGUGCGCGGCACAAAAAAAGCCGAGCCGCAAACUAAGAAGAUUUCUGCUGCGACUGGAACAACUUCUUGUAAAAAGAAUGCCGAAAGCGAAGCUGCGGCAGCGGCAGCUGCAGAGGCAGCAAAGCAAGCCGAAUUAGAGAUGCUCUUACCUUUCUUGGAUAAAUACGAACUGAUCAAAUAUCGGCGUAGUCGCACGAACAACUUGCAGCAGAGUGCAGCACUCAAUACAGUUGAAGAAAGCCAAAAAAGUAACAGAAGUCGUUCGAGAGAAACCGCUACCAAGAAAAAGGAUGCCACCAAAGCUGAAAAGGAUAAGUCGACUGAAAAAUCGAAUGGAGAAAGCACGAAAAUACGAAAGGCAAGCAAAAAACCCAAGAAGGAUGUGCGCGUCAAAGAAGCUUCUGACACCGAAGAAGAUAAAACGCUUCCUAAGGAGGAAACAACUACAAAAUCAUUGAAAGAAGACGAGAAGCCAUCAGUUAAAACAGAGUUGGCAGAGGAUGUGUGCAAAGAUAGCCAAGCCACAACUAAUAUAGGCGCUAACAAGAUUGGCAAAAAUGUUGAAAAGAAAAUUGCCACAUCGCCUGAAAAGCCAACUUCCAAGAGAAAAGAAAAACCUAAACCCGAGCCCACUCCUGCCGCCGUACAAGUGGAAGAUUUGCCAAAGAAGCCGACUGAGAAGCCUGCAGCUCCAGUGCCACCGAAAAAAGCAUUGCAAAAGAAGGCUGCCGCUAGCGCUGCUGCGAUUAAAAAGGCUAACAACAAACCUGCCGCCGCAAAUAUUGCUUCGAGCAAGACUUGUUCGACCAACAUUGAGGCACUGGACGUAGAAACUGAGCAAACUCUCAAAGAUAUCAAUCGUUGGUUAGAACAUACACCACGUUUUUCGGAGUUUAGCUCGGCAAGCAAUUCUCCAUCACGUUACAAUCUAGAUGAGUUCGAUCCGGCCAUCCCUGCUAAACUGGAGUCGGCCGAUUUCAGGCGCCCAGUACCGAUCGCGCCACCGAAAAUUGAUUUGGUGCCCACAAAAUUAGCGGAAGUUUUGGUUGAUUUAGUUUCUGAUGGGGAUGCAGUAGUGUCCAGUGGCCUUAAGAAAGAAGUAGUAUCAGAUUUAAUUACAAGCGGCACAUCAGCCAGCACCGUAGGGGGCACAGCUAGUAGUGUUAGCUCCAGUUGUGGCACACCACCACACUCGAUAGCAUCUGCCAACUCAGUUGGUAGUACAUCGGCGAAUGCGUCGUCUAAUAAUUCAAUAGUCAAUGCGCCGUCGAUAUCAUCGAUUGCUUCGGCAUCAGCGGCAAAUCAACCAACUUUGCUCAUACCACCUCCACCAGCCACUGUUACCUCUGCCUUGAGCUCCCUGGCGCCACCAAAACCCAAAGAGCCUAGCACCACUCAAUUGUUGCUGCAUCCACCACCGCCGCCACAUAUUAAAAAUCAGCUGGCAAAGGAGGCCAAACGCAAGUCCCUGAAGGAAAAGUUACAAGCGGCUACAAAUCCACGGCGCAAAGAUUUGCUCCGCACAAUAGAACGCUUGCAACCAGGCAAAGCUAAAGGAAAUCUCAUACAAAAUAUAAAUAAACCUGAUGAGCUCUUUCCCCUUGGCCCCGUUGCGGCUAAAUCGAAGGAAGUAAAAAAUGCACUCAUUGUUGACACUGGCGAUAAUGCGCCUAAGCUAAGUUUGGGUACCGUUAUAAAAACUGAUGAUUUUGCCUUAGGGCAAUCGCAUAAUUUCAUGGAUGAGUUAACCAGUAAAACCGAAACGAAGUCAGUAAAUAGCACUGAAAUGGAGGGGGAGGAGAAGGUUGGCAAAACUACAUCUAUGGAAAUAAUUUCGGCCUUCACAACAAAAGUGCCGCCCUCAUCGGCUAGCGCACUAGCUGCACCGGAAACGGAGUCUGAAAAGAAAGCUGCUGAAGUGCCUGCAAAUGACUAUUCGAAAACCUUUGAAAAACUGUUGGAUAAUAAAAACGCCACGAAAACAGAAUCUGGAAGCGCUGCGGCGUCAAAGGAAAAGCCGAAUUUGAGUGCUUGGUUCAAGGCGUUUGGUGCACCGAAAAAAGCCAAGAAAUCGGAAGAAGAAGAAAAACAACAACUGCAACUGACAGAAGCGAAUGAAACGGCAUCUAGUGCUGGUCAGGGGUCGAGUUCGACGAAAUCCAACGACGGUGUUGCGACGCCCUCGAUAUCUUCUACUGGCGCCACCAUUGCCAGCAGAUCGCCUACUUCGGCAUCAAUGACUGGUGGUGUGGACUUUUCAUUGCCCUCAGCACCGCGCCAACGUAAAGCAAGCACUGGUAGUACCAUAUCCGAGCGCUCCUCCUUUAGCCAAGAUCCCGACUCGCCUCGUAUAGCUAUAGAUGAACGGUAUGGUUCGUAUGCGGGCGCGAAUUACACUUCGCCCAUAGGCGCUUCCCCGAUGGGCGCAUCACCAAUAAUGGUUUCGCCAAAACCAGAUGAAAUUAGUAAGCCUACCUCACCCUACCCACUGAAUGGCGCAAUAAAAGUGGGCUUCUAUCAAGACACUACUACUAAAAGUAGCCCGGAUAAGAGUUGCAGUCCUCGCGAAAUGCCAUCUCCAUACCCACAAUACUCACAACACAUUUACUCAUCUGCUUCAUCACCAAAUGUUUCAACGCCUGAAUUAAGUGGCACAUCACCUUACGGUGGCGCAAACAGUUAUAACCCUUCUGGUUCGGAGGCUUCAAAAACGCCGGUUUAUUCAUCCACCUCACCACUGCCGAAUCUCUACGAUCAAUAUAAGCAGCCUCGUUCGCAAGAAUCCGAUUACAACUCGUCAAUGAGUCCAAGCACUCCCAACCCAAAUUCACCAUAUCAGCAGCCACAAAGCUCACCAUACACCACACAGUCGCAUCAAUCACCAUACCACCACCCCAAUUCACCAUACCAUCAGCAGCAGCAUUCACCAUUCCACCAGCAAUCGCACAGCAGCCCAGCACACACACCACCAACAGCUACAACAGCAUUACCAGCUGGCGCUACGUCGGUGCAUUCGCCGUUGCAUCAGCCGCAACAUAGCCCUAUGCCGAGUAGUGUAGACUCGCCAGCAUCUUCUGCCGCAACACAACCGCCAACUCCAUUGGCGCACUCACCAACCGAUCAACCACAUUCGCCGUACCAACAGCCAAUGAAUUCGCCUUAUCAGUCGCAAGCACAGCAGCCUCAAACGCAACCACCUCAAACGCAGCAGCAGCAAAAUGCUAACGCGCUUUCACCCUACAGUCAAAGCAGCAUGAGUCCUUCGCCAUAUCAGGUGCCGGUGGGGACACCAGAGGCUGUAACUUUCAACCAGCUGACACAAAAUGCAGAUGCUGCAACGGUGGCGCCAGGUGCUGCUGCAACAGCGCCAUCACAGGCAGACCAAGCAUACGGACAGAAUGUGACAAAUAGCAACAACAAUGCCAGCGCAGUUGGGGGCGUUGGCUCUAAUGGUGGUGGUGGAAAUGCUGCCGCAGUGGAAGUGCCAGCAUACGUCCCAACGUCACAGGAUCUUUACAAUGCGAAUUCAAUGGUGGCAACGCAGUCACAGGCGCAGACAGUCGUACAACAGCAGCAGCAACAACAACAACCACAAACACAACAGCAGAUGCAACAAAAACAGCCGCAACAGCAGGCAGAUAAUCUGCGAGUUAUCUAUGGUUCUGCGCUUAGUUCUUCGGCGGCUUCUAUUUUAGAUGGUACGAAACAUAUUGAUUGGAACGUGACGGGACCUCAGCAGCUGCAGAGUCAAAUGCAGCAGCAGCAACAACAGCCGCAACAGCAGCAAUCACUUCAACAUCAGCUUAUUCAACAGCAACAACAGAAACAACAAAAUGUUCAGCAGCAGUUGCAGCAACAACAACAACAAAAGCCGCAAUACCCGACUUACGCUCAAUAUCAAUCGAAGGCCGCAGCAGCUGCGGCGGCUGCAGCCGCAUCCACAAACAAAGAAAUUUCCGGGGCAGACAAAACAGACAGCGUAAAGAGACAAAGCGCCACUUCGAGCUACAGUGAUAACUCUGCCAACGAUAUGGUAGCUUUUAUGCAACAUUUGCAUCAGCAGGCUCAGGCACAUAAAAACUCCAUGGCCGCCAUACCUGCGACAGUAGCCUCAAGUUCGGCUACCUCGACCACGGCAAGCACAGCGACUGUGAAUGCAAACGCCGCCAACACGCUUAAGCGUACCGCAGAAGAUAUGCUAGGCAUGGACUACAGUGGGACGGGUAGUGGCAGCACAGCGAACAAACUGCAAAAGUGUGAAAAUAACGCUAACAUGCAGCAGCAAACGUCGCAGCUAUCCACACAGAGCAGUAAGCAGCAGCAAAUGUUCGACAGCUUUUUGGGUGCGAUGCCGUUUGGCAAGCAUUUGGGCAGUAUUACGCCGGACAAAGCCUUCGAAAUGUAUAAUCGUGCUGCAUCGAUGGGAUUUCCUAAGGACUAUGCGAAGGAUAACAGCUGUCAAAUGCAACAACAACAGCAGCAGCAGCCACAAUCAAAUUCUGCAGUCAGCCAACAGCAACAGCAGUUGCAGCAGCAAAAGCAAGCGCAGCAUUUACAGCAACCGCACCAGCUACAGCAUGGCCAGCAGCACGGCCAGCACCACCAACAGUUGCAGCAAAGCCAACAUACGCACCAGCAGCAGCAAACACAACACUUAUCCAAGUCCAGCAUGGAUGGCAUCACAACGAGUUUACUAAGUAAACCGCUGAAUUUUGGCGUUAAUAGUUUGCAGCAGCAGCAGACACAACAGCAACAACAACAACAGCAGCAACAACAGCAGCAACAGCAGCAGCAGCAACAGCAGCAGCAACAACAACAGCAGCAGCAUCAACUAAGCCAUUCCCAACAUAUAAAUCAAAACUAUUCAACUCAGUCGCAACAGCCGCAGCAGCGGCAGCAAUCGCAAUCGCAAGCGCAACAACAAAAUGCCCAACAGCAGCAAUUGCCUGCUAAAUCUACUGCAACUGCAAGCACAGCUUCUCCCUCAGCAGCGACGCUGGACGCCAGCAACAUGCUGAAUAUGUCUAGCCACCACCUGACGCACCAUCUUUCGGCCUACAAUAAGCCUACACCACCACCACCACCAGCGCAGACAUACAGCAACCCGGCUGCCUCGUUGCUGCACCCCUUGGCCGAGAGCUUAUUUGGUUUAUCUUCUGCAAGUGCCGGAUUUUACGACAAGAAUAUGCCUCCAGCGGCGCAUAUGUACAACGCAGCGGGAGCGGCGAAAAAUCUCACAACAUCUCAGCUGUACUCAAAUCCUGCGUCCAUCGCUGCAAUGAGCGCAGGCGCUGGUAUGUACGGCAACUCACAGCAACUGACGUCCGCGGCGCUGGCGAGCAGUACGUAUGGUGUCACGAACGCCAACCCUAGUUGCAGCAACAAUGCCGUUAACCAGCAACAGCAGAAUGUAGCGGCCACAGCAACGGAGGUAGCAAAAGCAGUGGCGCCUGUUCCACAGGCUCCUGCCAAGCGUGGACGCAAAAAAAAGGCAACAACAAUUGCGGCUGAAGCCGCGGCCGCAGCUGCAGCGGCUGCCAAAUUGCAGCAACAGCAGCAACAACAACAACAGCAGCAGCACCAACAGUUGCAACGCCAGCAGCAGCAGCAACAACAGCAACAGUUGCAACAACAACAGCAUCAACCACAACAGCAGCAACAACAGUUGUCGCAAAAUCAUCUGCAUGCGUCACAGUAUAAUACGGCGGCAGCGCAUAUCUCGCAACUUGCAAGCGCAGCCUCAUCAGCAACAGCUCAGCCCGCACACCAAAGUUCAAGCGCGGUGCCCGCCCAUUUGCAGGCACACGCGCAGGCAUUGCAACAAGGUUUCCAACUGUACGCUGGCUUAAAGACCGGCGGAGUUGGGUCGCCACUCUCGGCCGCAUCUAGCAGUAGUUCGGCGGUAGUUGCGGCGGCCGCGGUAGCAGCCGCUACAAAUGUUGGUGCACACAGCGCAGCUUCGGCCACAACAGCAUCCAAUGUAUCCGCUGCGAGUGGCGUCGACGUAGCCACUGCGAUUUCGCUGAAAACGUCCGCGUCUGAAACCACUGGUAUGGUGCCGGGAAGCGCAUUCAAUUUCGGACCCACACCUGGCAGCCUUGGCCUGUACGGGGAUCAAGCGGCAGCAGCUGCAGCCAGCAGUUAUCUAGAUCAAUUCAGAGAUGCCUCAAAUCCGUAUUACAUGUCACCGGCUCCGGCUCCAGCACACCGCAACUCGACAAGCGAUGCCAGUGCAGCGGAAAAAGCGCAAGCAGCGCUAAACCCAGGUGCGACGGCGGCUGCUAGCGCAUACCCCUUCUUGGCGGCACAUACAACACCGCGCGCCUCUCCAUAUCCGUUUAUGCACAAUACUGGGGCCUCACAGUUGGCUGAUCCAAAUUCACAAUUAUAUUCAUCAUAUUUAAGGCGCGAGGACUUCCUCAUGUUCAACCAAGGGCUAUUGGGACGUGGCGCAAGUGCAGCGGGCUAUGGACAGCCACCGCCACCGACCGCCUAUCGGCCAUCGUCAUUAGGCAUGCCAAAGCCAUAUGACAUCAAUCGAUCGUGGUUUUAGCAGUGCGCCAAUAACGCCGCCCAAGACGAAAUAGACGGGCAGACAGCAGUGUCGGCGACUACGAUGGCAGGCGGUGAUGGCGAAGGCAGCAGUAGCGACGUGUUGGGCGGGCCACAACAACAACAACAACUCCAACAUCAGCAGCUUCAACAACAGCAGCAGCAGCAGCAACAGCGGCAGCUAUAACCGGGUCAGUUGUGAAGGGUGUUGAUUUUGGGCACCUGUGGCGUAUUAAGGCUGCUUUUCAUACUUGCAAGCCUCGAAUGCAAUUCAUUUGCGUGCCACCCAAUACUAUUCAUACAGGCACGUGAGCAUGUGCAAAGCUCCUGCACGGCUAAAAUCACAAUUCUCAUUAUUCUUUGUUCAGCUUUAGUAGAUUUACUACAAAAAAAAAAGAAGAAAAUGUGGUUUAAGUAAAGAAAAAGAAUUAAUGUGAAUGUUAGCGUAUUUAAUGAGCAGGUUUUUUAAAACAUAUGUAUUUAUAUUUAUGUCUAACAUAUUUCAAUUAGAUUAAAUUGAAUAAAAUGCUAAGCUAAUUAUGAGAAGCAAAAAUUUCGACUAGAUUAGAUGUUUACAAUUAAGCACAAACUGUAUCUAUGCUAAGUUCAAUGUUGAUGGCAAGUCCACAACAAAAAUAUUGUUAAAUUUUGGCUAAUUUGGGAAGUUGAUAAGUUGCUGAAAUAUUGUGUAGUUAAGUUUAUUAUUAUGUAAAAUGUUGCUUAUGUAUAUUUAAAGUGAAUAGAAAUACGUUUCAAGCUAUGUGCUGGCUUUUGACGUGAAUGUGCAUUAGAGCAGUUACGAUUAAAAAUUAUAUUAAUUAUUGUAAUAAUUACAAGUCUUAAAGAUCACGAUACACAGUAAACUAAUUGGUUUGAAAAUAUAUCGGUAAGCAUAUUAUUUGUAUAUAAAUAUACAGUGUAAAUGUAUAUACUCAUACACACAUACAUAAUAUAAUUUAAAAGUAAGUACAAUUAUGCGCAUAUAUAAAGCUAUCACGAGAUUAAGGAGAAGAAAACAAAAUCUCACUACAUUUUAUGAUUCUUUCAUUAUAGGCUAGUUUCCACCCUUCAUAGUUUGUAAAGCUUAGUAGUCAGGAGCUUUGAAAUAAAUGUAAUACCUUGUUUCACACAUCAAUAGAA